Balearica regulorum gibbericeps (East African grey crowned-crane) is the source of this 1589-nucleotide messenger RNA. The record is from RefSeq and is a predicted model, not a curated record. NCBI's taxonomy places the organism in Eukaryota, Metazoa, Chordata, Aves, Gruiformes, Gruidae.
AUGACUAGGACAGCUUUCCUGGAGCUGAGUAGUAACCAGAAUCCUGAUAUGCAAAGGGAUGAUUCUGUCCCAGAGGAUAAUAUUUGGAGGGGUAUCCUGUCUGUGAUUUUCUUCUUUCUAAUCAUCAGUGUUCUAGCUUUUCCUAAUGGACCCUUUACACGUCCCCACCCUGCAAUAUGGAGAAUGGUUUUUGGUCUCAGUGUGCUCUAUUUCCUGUUCCUGGUAUUCGUGCUCUUCCUUAACUUUGAGCAGGUAAAAGCAGUGAUGUACUGGCUGGAUCCUAAUCUUCGAUAUGCCACAAGGGAAGCAGAUAUUAUGGAGUAUGCUGUGAACUGUCAUGUUAUCACCUGGGAGAGAAUCCUCAGCCACUUUGAUAUAUUUGCUUUUGGGCAUUUCUGGGGCUGGGCUAUGAAGGCUUUGCUGAUCCGCAGCUACGGGCUGUGCUGGACUAUUAGCAUCACCUGGGAACUCACUGAGCUCUUCUUCAUGCACCUUCUGCCUAAUUUUGCUGAAUGCUGGUGGGAUCAAGUCAUUUUGGACAUCCUGCUUUGUAACGGGGGUGGCAUCUGGUUGGGCAUGGUAGUUUGUCGUUUCUUGGAGAUGAGGACCUAUCACUGGGCAAGCUUCAAAGACAUUCACACGACCACAGGGAAAAUCAAAAGAGCUGUAUUACAGUUCACCCCAGCCAGCUGGACCUAUGUCCGCUGGUUUGACCCUAAGUCUUCAUUUCAAAGAGUGGCUGGAAUCUACCUUUUCAUGAUCAUUUGGCAGCUGACUGAGUUGAACACAUUCUUUUUGAAACAUAUCUUUGUGUUCCAAGCAAGUCACCCUUUAAGCUGGGGGAGAAUUCUCUUCAUAGGAAUCAUUACAGCACCCACUGUAAGGCAAUACUAUGCAUACCUUACAGAUACGCAGUGCAAGAGGGUGGGAACUCAGUGCUGGGUGUUCGGGGUUAUUGCUUUCCUUGAAGCCAUAGUGUGCAUAAAGUUUGGACAGGAUCUUUUUUCCAAAACGCAAAUACUGUAUGUUGUGUUCUGGCUUCUCUGUGUGGCCUUUACAACUUUCCUGUGUUUAUAUGGUAUGGUUUGGUACGCAGAAUACUAUGGCCACCGAGAAAAGACCUUAUCAGAAAGUGAAGACAGCCCAUACAGUCCAGAUGCUUCCUGGCUUCAUUCUAAAUUCAGUAGAGGUGCUGACAGUAGUCCACCAAAACAUUCAGUCAAUAGUGAAAGCCAUUCAUCUAGGAGGAGGAAUCGACACUCCAAAUCGAAAGUAACGAAUGGAAUCGGCAAGAAAUAAGAGUGGUCUCUGCAGAUAUCCUACAGUGUGACCAGAGGUGACAAAGAAAAUCAGACCUGGCUCUGAAUUUCCAAAUGGAAGAUUGAUUUUUAAAUUUAAAAGUUAAAAAAGGAGGUGUUGAAUGAAAGGAUGAUCAAGAUGGAGCCACCAGUGUAGUGCAAAUCCAUUGCCUGCUGACACUUGUCAUUCACUGAUUUAAAUCUAGGUUCUUCAGCAUGUGGCACCAAAAGCUAAUGAAGAGUAUGCUGGAAAGAAAAAAAUUGUCCUAGCAGGUACACCCUGGUUUGUGU